GAGUCGACUUCCAACGUUUUAUUGGAAAAUGACCACUUAGGUUAAUUCUAUACUUGGAGAUAUUAGAAAAAUUGUAUUAUACAAAUAAAAAAGAAGCUAUUGUGCUGCGAUGCGUCAACGAAUCCAUUGUAUAUUCAAUUGUUAUUUUAUUAUACGAUUCUUACUCAUUAAAUUACAAACUCCAUCCACUUCAUACCGCCGUAUACAAAUUGCUCAAUGCGCAUGAUCAUCACGUCUGUAAUACAGUAUUAGAGGUAAAGACUACAUACCAGUACACUACAGUAAAAAAUUAUAUUUGUUGACUGGGCUGUUGCACUAAUAAGAUGCCAGGUCGCCUCAAAGUCAAAAUUUUAUCUGGUCGUCACUUGCCUGUUAUGGACAGGGCAUCUGAACUAACUGAUGCAUUUGUUGAGGUCAAAUUUGGCAAUACGACUUAUAAAACAGAUGUUUAUUUAAAGUCACUCAAUCCUUCUUGGAACUCAGAAUGGUUCAUUUUUGAGGUUGAUGAUGAGCAUUUGCAAGAUGAACCGCUACAGAUACGAGUGUUGGACCAUGAUACAUAUAGUUCUCAUGAUGCAAUAGGAAAGAUUUACAUUGAUAUUGAUCCACUGUUAGUUCCUGAUUCUCCAAAUUCUUUACAUGGAUGGUUUCCUAUAUAUGACACAAUGCAUGGUAUAAGAGGAGAGAUAUUGAUUUCUGUAAAAAUUGAACUAUUCGCUGACUUCAAUAGAUUUAAAAAAUCCUCAUGCGGAAUCAAGUUCAUAUGUGGUACUGUUAUUCCUGAAUGCUACAGAAUAUCAAUAAUACAGGGAUUUGUAGAAGAACUUGUCGUGAGUGAAGAUCCAGAAUAUCAAUGGAUUGAUAAACUUCGAACUCCUCGUGCAACUAAUGAAGCAAGACAAAGACUGUUUUCUCAAGUUUCUGGUGAAUUACAACGAAGAAUAGGAACAAAGGUUAUUGAUAUGGGUGGAAAUACUGUGGUUGGAUACCACCAACACUUUGAUAUAGAAGGAGAAUUUGGAGUCGUUGUUCGGGGGUUUGGCACUGCUGUCACUCUUGAAACUCAAUCCAGGUUAAAUCCACCACCUCUGCCAACCACUCCAACUUCAUUGUUGAGUUUUUCUCCUUCUACAACAAGUCCGUUAUCUGAUUCUCCAGUUAAGUUUUCUUUUCCACCCCGAUCUUCUUCACUUGACUCAGAUACAGGAGCUAAAAUUUCACCAAAUGCAUCUCAUCCUGGGCAGUCAUGGAAUACGACAAACAGUGCACGUGAAGCAUUGGAAAAUUUGGAAGCACCAUUUUUCACAUUGACAACAUAUCCACCAAAUUUCUUGAUCCACCUCGGAGGAGUUGUCAGUGCUCAUUCAGUAAAAUUGCUGGACAAAAUCCACAAUCCAGAUGCUCCUGAAACAAGAGAUGCAUGGUGGCAUGAAAUUCGACAAGAAAUCAUAAGCCAUUCAUCUGCACUUUCAUGUAAUGCUGUAGUUGGUUAUAGAGAGUACACAUCCAUAUGUGAUGAAUUGAUAGUGUUAUCAGCACAAGGUACUGCUGCAGUGAUCAAUCCUAAUCUUCUGGCAACUACACAGCAUGUGAACGAAACUUCCAUGAUAAAAGAAAAACUUGCUGCAUCAGGACCAUAUUCUGCAGCAAUUGUUCUUGAUACGUCUCAUCCACUUGAAAGAAUCAACACAAGGAAACGGCAUAAUUCUGGCAGUGGCGUUCCUUCCAGUGGAUUUCCUCAGUCAUUUACAAGUCCUUUAAAUCCCACUCAAUCUAAUGCUGGAUUGUUUCAAGUUCCAUACCAAAAUGAUGCUCCUUUUCCUAUUGCUAUAAAUCAUUCUCCACUAGAUACAAGUGUUCAGGUACCCGAAGUUCUAUUCACAACAAUAGAUAUUCCUACUGAUGUUCACAUUACUGGAAAAGGAACUAUAGUUCAGGCAAGGUUUUGCCGAAGUAAAAAGAAAUCACAAGGUGAAUCACAUGCGGCUGCUAUUGGUGAUAUUUUACCUUUCAUUGAAUAUGAACUUCAUAAACAACUGUACAAUAAACUUAAGUUAAAAGGAAUGAAUGCUUUGUUUGGUCUUCAAGUUCGAAUCAAGAUUGGAGAAAACAUAGUUAUUGGUGUAGCCACGGCAACAGCAUCUUAUGUAACUGCUCUUCCUCCUACAGAGAAACCAAAAUUGAAUUGCCAGAAUGUCAAACAUGGUUCGGCAGCCUUGGAAAAUGUUGAACAAUUAUUUCACGCAGAAGUGGAAAAGAAUAAAGAAUUUUUUGAUUUAACAUCAACUGACUCUAUCAUGUCAGGCAGAAUGGAAAAUCUUGAUUUAUUAAAUUCAUCUGCUGAAAGUAAACAGUCUCUACCCGUAUCGGUUGAAGACCCAGAUGAUGCAGAACAGUUACGAUCUAUGAUUGAUCCAUUACCUCCUCUGCAUUGUUAUAUGAGUAAUUGUCAACAUGUGCCUGGCUUACCUCAUGUCACCAACAACCUCCAGACAUUUUCAAUGUUAUGGAGAAUAAAGUAUCGUGAGGGUGCAGGCGAUCGAGCUCUAAAUCGAGGAUUGAAUUUUACAUGUCAGAGAGCAUUUAAUAGUAUUUGGUAUCGAUUAAGUCGACUCUCUCCUACCUUCUGUCUAUGUGGUGUCAGAUUUAAUUUACUCGUGCCAGAAGAUGAUGAGAUUCAUGUCUGGGUUUCAGCUUCAGCGGUUUCUUAUAAGCCUCCUAAAACUACAGACCCUGAAAUAUCUUAUAACAAAUCUACAAUUAUUGAAACUGUCGAUGGCACAAACGACCUUCAAUUUUACAUGGAAACAGACGAGAAGGACAAGAAUAUUGUGGGACAACAAAAUGAUGGAAACGCAACAGAAAGGCAUAAAAAUGUCGACACCAACUUGCACCAUGUACAUCGUGAUCCUUCACAGACGAACAGCGGAUCUAUUGAUAUAAAAUCGUCGGGACAAAACUCUCUAACGUCAUCUUCCGGAUCUUCAUCACCUCUUAGAUUAGAUAUAUUUAAAGCCGCUAAUCACGGAAAAGACAGCUCUAGUUUUGAUAAAAGUAACGUGUCGAGAUCUAGCAUGAAAAGUCGUCAUUCAAGCGAUGGUUCGUCAGUUGGAGGAAGUGCCAGUCGCCACAUUGAGAUUGUACCGAUGUGUUAUGUUCCUGGUCGUCGAAUACAACGUCAUAUUGGUUUUGUGAAUAUGUUUUUAAUUCGAGAAACUUCCGCCGUCAGAGGUGGUGAGGAACGAUUGCCUGGGACUGAAUUACAACGGGGUACCGGAUCGAAUUGGUUUGCGCACACAGUGUUUGCCGAGGUACAAGCAAUGUUGAGAGCCCACGUUUCGGCGUUAGGUGGCAAUGCCCUAACUUCUUACCGCAUUGAGCAAUGUACAUUAAGUGAGAGUGUCGCUAAAAACCAAGCUCAAUGCUUAAUUCAUGUGUGUGGUGAUGCGGUAGUUUGCACGCCAGCAAAUUUGAAUAAAAGUUGACGUUCGCUUCAUGAUUAAAUAUAAAUCCACUGUUUCUGCGUUUUCUUUUUGUUAUCAUUCUUCAAGAUUUGUCAAAACUUAUGGAGUUGUUAAAGAUGCAAUAUUAUUAUUUUUAUUAAAUCUAGCCUCUCAUCCUU
This is a messenger RNA of Styela clava, 3622 nucleotides long. Lineage: Eukaryota; Metazoa; Chordata; Ascidiacea; Stolidobranchia; Styelidae. The record is from RefSeq and is a predicted model, not a curated record.